Molecule: messenger RNA, 2609 nt
Organism: Manis pentadactyla (Chinese pangolin)
Lineage: Eukaryota; Metazoa; Chordata; Mammalia; Pholidota; Manidae
Gene: AZIN2
Product: antizyme inhibitor 2
Exons: 10
Coding region: 250-1494 (414 amino acids)
Biological process (GO): positive regulation of polyamine transmembrane transport; positive regulation of catalytic activity; negative regulation of protein catabolic process
Cellular component (GO): cytoplasm
Molecular function (GO): catalytic activity; ornithine decarboxylase activator activity
Source: RefSeq, a predicted model, not a curated record
GGGGGGAGUGGCUCAGAGAGCUUCGGGGGGGUGCCCUCGGUUCCAAUGCUGACCUAUCUCCCCCCCCCGCCCUUCUUGCCUCCUCUCAGCAGGGGCCUCGGCCCCGCGACUGCCACUCCUCGGGGUAUUGCACAAGUUUCGAGGUCACCGGAGACCCCCCCUAGCAGCGGCCUGGCUCUGGCCCCCUGAAGGGCUUGGCGGAGGCAGCGGCCCCAGCGGCUCCAUCCAGCCCUUUGGCUCCUCCUCAGCAUGGCUGGCUACCUGAGUGAAUCCGACUUUGUGGUGGUGGAGGAGGGCUUCAGCACCCGAGACCUGCUGGAGGAGCUCACUCAGGAGGCCUCACAGGCCACCAAGGGUGAGGUCGGUGCCCUCUUCGUGGCUGACCUGGGGGCCAUCGUGAGGAAGCACUUCUGCUUUCUGAAGUGCCUGCCGCGCGUCAGGCCCUUUUACGCUGUCAAAUGCAACAGCAGCCUGGGCGUGCUGAAGGUCCUGGCCGAGCUGGGGCUGGGCUUCAGCUGCGCCAACAAGGCAGAGAUGGAGUUGGUCCAGCGUAUUGGUGUCCCUGCCAGUAAGAUCAUCUACGCGAACCCCUGUAAGCAAAUUGCACAGAUCAAGUAUGCUGCCAAGCAUGGGGUCCAGCUGCUGAGCUUUGACAAUGAGGUGGAGCUGACAAAGGUGGCAAAGAGCCACCCGAGUGCCAAGAUGGUUUUGUGCAUUGCCGCCAAUGACUCCCACUCCCUGAGCCGCCUGAGCCUCAGGUUUGGAGCAUCACUGAAAUCCUGCAGACACCUGCUUGAAAAUGCCAAGAAGAGCUGCGUGGAGGUGGUGGGUGUGAGUUUUCAUGUUGGCAGCGGCUGUCCUGACCUUCAGGUCUACACUCAGUCCAUCGCAGAUGCCCGGCUUGUGUUUGAAAUGGGUGCUGAGCUGGGCCACAGGAUGCACAUCCUGGACCUUGGUGGCGGCUUUCCUGGACUGGAAGGGGCCAAAGUGAGAUUCGAAGAGAUUGCUUCUGUGGUCAACUCAGCAUUGGACCUCUACUUCCCAGAGGGCUGUGGUGUGGACAUCCUUGCUAAGCUGGGGCGCUACUAUGUGACCUCAGCCUUGACCUUGGCAGUCAGCAUCAUUGCCAAGAAGGAGGUUCUUCUGGACCAGCCUGGCAGGGAGGAGGAAAAUGGUUCUGUCCCCAAGACCAUCGUGUACCACCUUGAUGAGGGCGUGUAUGGAAUCUUCAACUCAGUCCUGUUUGACAGCACCUGCCCUACCCCAAUCCUGCAGAAGAAACCAUCCAUGGAGCGGCCCCAGUACAGCAGCAGCCUGUGGGGCCCAGUAGCUGAUGGCUGUGACUGUAUAACUGAGGGCCUGUGGCUGCCACAACUACACACAGGGGACUGGCUGGUCUUUGAGAAUAUGGGCGCCUACACCGUGGGCAUGGGUUCCUUCCUCAGAGGGACCCAGACCUGCCGCAUCACCUACGCCAUGUCCCGAGUAGCCUGAGAAAGAAGAAAAAGGCAUUAAACAUGGGGAGAAUGUUGAGACCUCCAGGCUUGUACAGGGGAAUCUGACAGAGGUCUUCUGGUGCCUGGACUGCACAGGCACUUGCCUCCUUUGAGUGCCUCCCUAAGUAAUGCACUGGCAGAGAACCCUCAUGCCGUUCUGGAGAACCAUUCUGGAGUCUCAGAAGUCAUUUUUCUUGUUGGCCCCCAUAGACCCACCCAUUCUGCUCUGGGACCUCACUUGAGGGACAGUCUGCUCUCAAUACCUCCAACCCACCUGUGCCCUUCUGAAGCCCCUCCUGUGAGCACACUCACUCACUCACUCUGGGAGAUUAACAGACCUGCUGCUGCCCCAGACCAAGCCGCCAUCCUCUGUCACCCUGGGGCUGGCUCCCGCCUUCUUCUUUACAGUCCACUCCACUCAGCAGCCAGAUCCUGUCACUCCCGUGAUUCCCAUUUCACCAAGAAUAAAGUUUGUCCUGAUCUAACUACCUGUGAAUCCCUCUCUCCCCAGCCACACUGGACUGUGUUCCUCAGAUACUCCAUACUGGGCCUGCUUUGACACCUGUAUUUAUGCAUUUACACUCCAUAUACCUGCUGGGUUGCAUUUACUGUCCCCUUCCUCUGGAAUGAUCUUCCCAGGUUAUCUGUGGGGCUUACUCAUCCCAUUCAGGUUCCACUCAAAUGUUUUCUUCCAGUAAGGACUUCUCUGAUCACCCUUUAGAAAACAGCAUUUUCCAGUCUCCUCUCUCUUAAUUGGUCUUUUUUUCUUCACAGCACCUACCACCACUCGACAUACAUUAUAACAUUUGUGUAGCAUCCUCUAGAAUGUGAGCUUCUUGGCAGCAGGAACCUUUAGUUUUUUCACUGCUAUGACCUUAUCACCUAUGACACAGGUGCUCAAAAAAGUGUCUGUAAAAUGGACAAAUGAAUAAAUCUAGCACGUAACUUGUCUGAAUCCAUUUACUCAUUUGUCAAAUGUGGCUGCUAAAUAUACACCCUCAGAGGGGUAUUGUGAGGAUUAAAUUUGAAAAUGGCAUAUAUCACUCAGCCUAGAGCCUAGCACAUCAUCAGGUACUCAAUAAAUGGAUACUGAAAGGUAAUUUUUUGAGUAUU